UUUCCCUAUGGUAUGUCACGACUCACAACGCUGUAUGUGACUGCUUGUACAUUCAUAGCGUCUUUGCAGGUACUCCGGACAACUACUCCGUCUUGUUGAAAGCGCAACGGAGACAUGCAGUGUGGACAGCUUACAUGCACAGUCACCGCGUCUUCUCCGUUACGUUCAAAUCUGCAUAAGUUCCCCCUGAGCCUGUACAUCGAACAAUUCUACUCUGGGCACAUACUGAACUCCACGGUUCGCCUUGACCUGCCCGCCUUUAACGCCUUGGGCUCGGAUAUCUUGCAGGAUCUCGGGUUUGAGUCGUUCCCUUGCGUGGCUUGGGAAACCGUCAGCCUGAUAACGAGCCUUAUUCGUCUGUUCUCAGCUUUUUGUUCAGAUUGCAGUCAACAGGAUGGUACACUUUUUGUAGUUCUCAACUUUUUGCAAUCUAUAUCGUACUGGUAUGGCACAGGAGAAUUAGCGGUCGGAUCCUUCGUUUGGACUGCGACAACGAGCAAUGAGGAUUAUAUUCGCAUGCGAGGCUUGAACAGCCUCGUUGUGGGGUUUGACCAUCGCCAGGAACUUGUCGCAGGUAAUUCUAGUGAAAGCAUUGGAGCAGUUUGAGUAUCGUGUCCGGGUUGGACAGACCAUGGAUUUGUCACCCCAUUACUUAUUACAAGGGAAUCACUGUCUUCCUUCUACUUGUCUGCGGCUAGCGGCAAGCGUUGGGUUAACAUCGAGGAGAAGUGGCAAGAGAAUGCACCCAGGUGACGGGCGUUACACA
Molecule: messenger RNA, 766 nt
Organism: Suillus paluster
Lineage: Eukaryota; Fungi; Basidiomycota; Agaricomycetes; Boletales; Suillaceae
Exons: 4
Coding region: 115-606 (163 amino acids)
Source: RefSeq, a predicted model, not a curated record